GCGCGCGCGUGUGUGUGUAGGGGCGGGCGCGGGCGGGCGGGGGGCGGGCUCCCGGGCUCCCCUCCUCCCCAGCCCGCUCCUCUAGCUCGCUCGCCAACUCCGGGCCCCAGCCGCGGGCGGGCGCACGGCGGGCGGACAGCAUGCUGAGCCUCCUCGUCUGGAUCCUCACUCUCUCCGAUACUUUCUCCCAAGGGACCCAGACCCGCUUCAGUCAGGAGCCGGCCGACCAGACAGUGGUGGCUGGACAGCGGGCCGUGCUCCCCUGCGUGCUGCUCAACUACUCCGGAAUUGUGCAAUGGACCAAGGACGGGCUGGCUCUGGGCAUGGGCCAGGGCCUCAAAGCCUGGCCACGGUACCGGGUCGUGGGCUCCGCAGACGCGGGACAAUACAACCUGGAGAUCACAGAUGCUGAGCUCUCUGACGACGCCUCUUACGAGUGCCAGGCAACGGAGGCCGCCCUGCGUUCCCGGCGGGCCAAACUCACCGUGCUCAUCCCCCCAGAGGACACCCGGAUUGACGGAGGCCCUGUGAUUCUACUGCAGGCAGGCACCCCCCACAACCUCACAUGCCGGGCCUUCAAUGCGAAGCCUGCUGCCACCAUCAUCUGGUUCCGGGACGGGACGCAGCAGGAGGGCGCUGUGGCCAGCACGGAAUUGCUGAAGGAUGGAAAGAGGGAGACCACUGUGAGCCAGCUACUGAUUAACCCCACAGACCUAGACAUCGGGCGAGUCUUCACCUGCCGAAGCAUGAACGAGGCCAUCCCCAAUGGCAAGGAGACUUCCAUCGAGCUGGACGUGCACCACCCUCCUACAGUGACCCUGUCCAUCGAGCCACAGACAGUGCAGGAGGGUGAGCGUGUCGUCUUUACCUGCCAGGCCACGGCCAAUCCUGAGAUCUUGGGCUACAGGUGGGCCAAAGGAGGUUUCUUGAUUGAAGACGCCCAUGAGAGUCGCUAUGAGACAAAUGUGGAUUAUUCCUUUUUCACGGAGCCUGUGUCUUGUGAGGUUCACAACAAAGUGGGGAGCACCAAUGUCAGCACUUUAGUAAAUGUCCACUUUGCCCCCCGGAUUGUAGUUGACCCCAAACCCACAACCACAGACAUUGGCUCUGAUGUGACCCUCACCUGUGUCUGGGUUGGGAAUCCCCCCCUCACUCUCACCUGGACCAAAAAGGACUCAAACAUGGGGCCCAGGCCUCCUGGCUCCCCACCAGAGGCUGCUCUCUCUGCCCAGGUCCUGAGUAACAGCAACCAGCUGCUGCUGAAGUCAGUGACACAAGCAGACGCUGGCACCUACACCUGCCGGGCCAUUGUGCCUCGAAUCGGAGUGGCGGAGCGGGAGGUGCCGCUGUAUGUGAACGGGCCCCCCAUCAUCUCCAGUGAGGCGGUGCAGUAUGCCGUGAGGGGUGACGGUGGCAAGGUGGAGUGUUUCAUUGGCAGCACGCCACCCCCAGACCGCAUAGCAUGGGCAUGGAAGGAGAACUUCUUGGAGGUGGGGACCCUGGAACGCUAUACAGUGGAGAGGACCAACUCAGGCAGUGGGGUGCUAUCCACGCUCACCAUCAACAAUGUCAUGGAGGCUGACUUUCAGACCCACUACAACUGCACUGCCUGGAACAGCUUCGGGCCGGGCACAGCCAUCAUCCAGCUGGAAGAGCGAGAGGUGUUACCUGUGGGCAUCAUAGCUGGGGCCACCAUCGGUGCAGGCAUCCUGCUCAUCUUCUUCUUCAUCGCCUUGGCAUUCUUCCUCUACCGGCGCCGCAAAGGCAGUCGCAAGGAUGUGACCCUGAGGAAGCUGGAUAUCAAGGUGGAGACAGUGAACCGAGAGCCACUCACAAUGCAUUCUGACCGCGAGGAUGACACCGCCAGCGUCUCCACAGCCACCCGGGUCAUGAAGGCCAUCUACUCGUCUUUUAAGGAUGAUGUGGAUCUGAAGCAGGACCUGCGCUGCGACACCAUCGACACUCGGGAGGAGUAUGAGAUGAAGGACCCCACCAAUGGCUACUACAACGUGCGUGCCCAUGAAGACCGCCCGUCUUCCAGGGCAGUGCUCUAUGCUGACUACCGUGCCCCUGGCCCUGCCCGCUUCGACGGCCGCCCCUCAUCCCGUCUCUCCCACUCCAGCGGCUAUGCCCAGCUCAACACCUACAGCCGGGCCCCUGCCUCUGACUACGGCCCUGAGCCCACACCCCCUGGCCCUGCAGCCCCUGCAGGCACCGACACAACCAGCCAGCUGUCCUACGAGAACUAUGAGAAGUUCAACUCCCAUCCCUUCCCUGGGGCAGCUGGGUACCCCACCUACCGACUGGGCUACCCCCAGGCCCCACCCUCUGGCCUGGAGCGGACCCCAUAUGAGGCUUAUGAUCCCAUUGGCAAGUACGCCACAGCCACUCGAUUCUCCUACACCUCCCAGCACUCGGACUACGGCCAGCGAUUCCAGCAGCGCAUGCAGACUCACGUGUAGGGGCCAAAGCCUGGCUGGGGCAUCUCUGCGGGGCAGAGGAGAAGGCUUUCACAGCUGUUCCCUGAUAUUCAGGGGCGUUGCUCAUUGCUCCCUUCUCGGACCAGCCUUCCUCCUCCCACCGUGGCAAGUGGGGAGCAGGUCUCCCAGAAACACCCCGUCCCGAGGAUGGUGCUCUGUGCAUGCCUCAGCCUCCUGGGCUUGCCCUUCCCUCUUCUUCGGGAGGAUGUGUCUCUUCUGACCUGCACUCUUGCCUGACCCCAGAAUGGGGACAGGAAAGUAAAGGUUGGGGAGAGCAGAGGGGGCACUUUUUAGCAUUCCCUUUCUAUCCCACCCCUCUGAUCUCCUGUCAGUGGAAAUAGGGGUACCCAGGGGUGGGCAGACUUUGGCCUAGGGACGUGAAGUAUGGGAGGGGGUGGCUGUGGCACAGACUGGUGGAAACAGGAGAGCCUGGCCAGUCCCUCUGUUGUCUGCACUCAUACCCUGGGUGCGUCUCUCCUUCCUCAGGGUACUGCAGAAGGGAGCAUGGAUUUAUUUUCUCUCUUGUCUACAGAACAGCCGUAGCACUGCAUUCAAAUCCAGCCUUCAGUCAGCUGGGAUCAAAAUGCCAGUCACCUUGGCUGCCCACUGUGGACAUCUGUCUGUCAGCAUGCAGAGGGAUCCAGGAAUCCCCGGCAGCACUGCCCGCUUUUCUUCUAUGUUGGGCCAGCCAGCUAAGUCAGGGUCCUGGUGGAGAAAGAAAGAUGAGGACCAUGUCCUGAUGGACUAGAGACCACUGUGUGCCACACAGCAGUUUCCAGAACCAACACUAGAGGGAGCCACCCAAGCCUCUUCACCCGCAAUCUGCCCCACUUGCCGGCUUUAACUCUUGAGCUGGUUUAGGGAGUGGUGAGGUGGGGUGGAGGUUUUGUAGGAGGAAACAAAAAACAAUGAAAACCUCAUUUGGAAAGAAAAGCUGUAGGGAUUCCCCCACCUAAAUACAAGUCCCAGUGGAAGGAAAAGGUGGUACCUAUUCUUCUCCAUGGGGUUCCCAACACCUUCCAUUACUCUCAGCCUCCAAGCACUUUGAAUCCAUUUUAUACAUUCAGGUUGCCAGACCUGUCGCGCAGUGGGCUAGGAUAGGGCUAGGGAGGGGCCUGGCCCUCAGGCUCUACUCUCCUACCCUAGGGCUCAUCAGCUGGUUGGAGGCCACCUGCCAGGGGCGAGAGACAGGUUUUGGUUUUUUAAGUGUCUUUUUUUUUUUUUUUCUUGGACCAAUCAGAUUCCUUCUUCCACUUUCAGUGCCUUGAGUGUCAAGCUUUGGAUGACCGACCCUACGUGGGCGGCUGUGCAGGGAGCGGAUACUCGCAAGCCUCGGACACACUGUUAAGUGUUACAGUGUUAGGGGAGAGCUGGGUGAGGGGACCUGGAGAGGUAGGGGGCCUGGAAAUGCCCCUGACGGAGAACUUGUGCUGACCGGGAGAAGGUGGCACGGAAGGGCACCAGGCAUUCCACAGGCCAUUUCUCCAUGUGCACGCACUUCCAACACACACCUUCUCAGCUGCCACCUUCUGACCAAAGAGAAGAGGCCCUCCAAGGAGAACCUGUACCCUUGCCCCAGCCUCACCUUCCUAGGAAGCAGUGUCUGGAGUCGGCAGUUUCCCGCCUCCCCAACUGCAUGUCCAGCCCAGUGAGAGGCAGGGCCUCUGGUGCAAUUCCCAAAGCAUUCCUUGCCUUUUCUCCAUGGUCACCAUUCAUAACUCACGUUCGUUUUAAUGGGUUACAUGCUCAUCAACCACAGGCCAUUACCGCCCUUACCGAGAGGUCCGGGGGGGUGACAUUCCUGGCCAGCCCCUUGCUAGUAAGGAACAGGUAGUACCCAGGAAGCAAGUCGCUCUAGUUCUAACCUCACAGGAAGCCGGCCUCUGCAUCCUCCUCCAUUCCAGCAGAGAAAAUUCCUGUGAAGUGGGCCCUAGCUUGGGCAUUUACAGGCUGCCAGCUGUGUUCCACCCCUGGAAGCUGAUACCUUUCAAUAGAGUCCUUUUAUGAGAGCUCAGUGAGAAGGUCUGUCAGGAAAUGCAGAUUCCCGUACAGACAAGGUCAUGGGAAUUUCUAUUAUUUUCACAAAACCCAGAAGCUAUGGGUAACCCAAAGACUUAAAGUCUAAAGAUGGUGGCGUUUUAAACAUGAAUAUUAAAAAAAAAAUCAUUUUUGUUUUGAGUUUGGCUAGAUUCUCUAUCCAUUUUUGGCUUAAGUGUUACUUUCAUUCUACUGAAAUGAUGGAGAGACAGGCUUACGGUCACUAGGUAGUUGAGCUGAAGGUGCAGGGAGAAUUGUUCAGAAAGGAAGCCUGGUUUUCAGAAGCCAGACAGAGCUUCUUCACCGUUCUGUGCUCCUUACACGUCAACUGGAGCCUCUUAGGUGUCAGGCAGGCACCCUGGAAGGCACAGGGAAGUACCAGUCUCUGCCCUCUGUCAUUUACAUGCUGGUAGCGAUCAGAAUCUGAAUUGGAAGCUGCCUGGCGGGCCCAGUGGAAUAGCUUUUCUGGGGAGUGGAAGGUAUCCUUGAUCACAGAGCUUUGCUGUCGAAUCCUGGAGUCCUGCAACAUGGUGAUGCCUCAGUAGUUUGUGAGCCUGAUCACAUCCGAUGGCUUGUUUUAGUGGGAAGAGCAAGGAGACCCAGGACCCAGACCCAAAGCUGCCAAGGUUAGAUCUCGGCCUAACUCUGUUCAUUGCCCCCAGUUUUUCUGGCCUGCAAAAUGAGGGGGUAGGGUUGUCACAUCUAAAACUAUUCUGUUUUUGCUAUGCCCAUUGGGUGGAGGGGUGAGGGUGGGACUGCCCAUUGCUGGCAAGAAACUGGGAGCAGUAGCAAGCAUGGUGAGGGCUGGGGAGCUGGUCAGGGUAGGGUUCUCUCCUGUUCGAAGAAGCUUUCACCAUGGACUUCAUUAUCUUGUCAGAAGUGGUGUGAAUGAGUUUCCACCAGGGAUCCCUUCAUCCCAAACAGCAACAUAAAACACACCCUAAGCCUCAGAGUAAAAUUGAUGUGGGGUUAUCCUUUGGCCAUUGGGUCAUCCGUGCUGCUCCCCACUCAUUUCUGAUGGGUUUGCAAAGGUGUCUUUUGCCAGGGUAGGCCACAGUGAGUUUCCUGUACUAUGUGCCUAGGUUUCAGGCACUGCUUCUGUAGGGGAGAUGGAAGCAGCCUUCCUCCACCCUGAUACUUGGCAGCAUUCCUCUGGGCCAGGGUCAGCUCGUUCCUCUUACCAAACACGUGAAGCCUGCAGUCCAAGCUGCCCGGAGCCAGAGGUCAGGGAGUAAGCACAGCUGCCCCCUCCAAGGAGUAGCUUGCACGGGGAGCCAGGAGAGGAAAAGGGGUACAACGGCGUUGGCAUACAUUCUGGAUCUUGAAGAUGAUCUUGUGAUGUUGGCUGAGCCACGGUCGCUCCCCUUGUGAAGGGCCCACCCUAUAUCCUAAAUUCUGGAUCCUUCAAAGUCCAGCCACAGAGUUUGCAUUAAGCAAAAGGCUUAAUACGUGAGAAAGGAAGAGGCCAGGGAUGGGAGCAGUGCGGUGCUCUCCUAAAUGAAUGGAAUCAUUAGUAGGAGCACCCUGGCUUCAGGCAGCAUGCUCUCUCCUUAUCCCAGCAGGGCGACCAUCCCCUUAACUCAGAGGGGAGCUUUAUCUGCUUUAAAGUGGAGCACGGCAUGCUGGAGUUUCUUGCCCUCGUGCCCUGUCGUUAACCUGUCAGAGCCACAGUCCCAGGCUCCGUAAAAUGGAAUCGGUUUCUCAGUAAACUUGGCCCAUGUUCAUAGCAAUGUUCAGCCAUUUGGGUUUGAAGAAAGCCGCGUUAAAGCCAAGACCCCGUUUGGAGCAAACUGCCUUGUUCCUUGCUGUGUGGAAGGUUCUGUCCCCACAGCUAAACUCCAGUUCCUCCCCAAGCACCCUGGCCUCAAAAUCCUGGCUUCCCCACCAAGUCAGUGCUAUCUGACCUGAGCCAGGCCGCCGCUUGGUGCCUCUACGGGCCACUGUGCGUGUUGAGAAUCGCUGAAAAGGAGCAGUGAGCUCCUGACCCUGGUGAGGCCAUAAUGAACACUGAAGUGCACAGACCAAGGGAUGUAAUUGAAAGGCAAUUUAUAUUUUUGUGAAGAUGCUAUAAAAGUAGCAUUCCCCUUCCCCUCUCAGCCUCCUCCUAUCCCCCCCCUAUGGUAUUUCACCUCCUCUCCUCAAGGCCAGACUUAGUGAAAGGCGUUGGCUCACCUUUGUGUGCUGGCGCUUACCUCUGGGCUGGUGGAGAGGACUGAGAUGUCUGGUUUGGUAGGUAGGGGUGGGUGCAGGAGGUAGGGGGGAUCCCAUUUUCUCGCAUCACUGUGAGGGGGCUCCAGGCCCUGUCCCUGGAGAAAUAAUUGCUGCGCAGAAGUCACAGGCCAUACUGGGCAGUUCUGGUACAAACCUGCCCUUAAAAAUAAUAACAAUAAUAAUAAUAACCCCAUUUACAUAGGACUGUCACUCAUUCCUGCCAGUCUGCUGUCCCUACCUUGGUUUUUGCUGGCCCCAACCACUGGCCUUGUUGAGUACUGAUGGGCCCUGGACUCUUCUCUUUGCUUCUGGAGCUCUUCAGAUGCUGCUCCCCUGAGAAUAACUCUGGGGAGGGAGCAGCCAAAUUCCCAGUCCGAUAGAAGGUCCACACAAUCUUGUUAGCAACAGUGACCCGGAAAAUUUUGCUGCAUCCAAUUUCACCAGAAGAGGCCCAGGACUCCCUGUGGUCACAUUUUCUAUCCGGCCAUUCUUGGGAUUACAACCUCAGUUUCUAGCUCCAGUUGAAUUUUCUCCACCCACACCCCAGAAAUAAAUGGAUCCAUGAUGAUAAUUAAGAGAAGAGAAAAAAGAUAUUAUUUUUGUUAGGACAAACCAUCGUAGAUUUUUAGCAAUGUGUAUCUGUGUGUUCCUCACACCUUUUCCUAUUCUGCCUUUUUUUUCCUUUUUUUUUUAAAUAUUAUGUACUAUAUUUUUAGUCUCAAACACACUAUAUAUUAUAUAUAUUUAAUUUUUUUAUAUAUAUAAAUAUAAAUGUUUUAAAAAGUA
Molecule: messenger RNA, 7514 nt
Organism: Callithrix jacchus (white-tufted-ear marmoset)
Lineage: Eukaryota; Metazoa; Chordata; Mammalia; Primates; Cebidae
Gene: KIRREL1
Product: kirre like nephrin family adhesion molecule 1
Biological process (GO): cell-cell adhesion
Cellular component (GO): cell-cell junction; plasma membrane
Molecular function (GO): cell adhesion molecule binding
Source: RefSeq, a predicted model, not a curated record